Ipomoea nil (Japanese morning glory) is the source of this 1756-nucleotide messenger RNA. Its product is annotated as allene oxide synthase 1, chloroplastic-like. Gene Ontology annotation, molecular function: heme binding; iron ion binding; oxidoreductase activity, acting on paired donors, with incorporation or reduction of molecular oxygen. Gene Ontology annotation, biological process: sterol metabolic process; jasmonic acid biosynthetic process. The coding region runs from base 102 to 1661 and encodes 519 amino acids. The record is from RefSeq and is a predicted model, not a curated record. The transcript has a single exon. NCBI's taxonomy places the organism in Eukaryota, Viridiplantae, Streptophyta, Magnoliopsida, Solanales, Convolvulaceae. Gene Ontology annotation, cellular component: chloroplast envelope; chloroplast thylakoid membrane.
UCUACUGGGGGCAACAUGCCAGCAAUCACCAUUUCACAAUAAGCAUUCAUCAUAUUCAAUAAGUUUUCUUCUUCACUUCACUUGUGUUCUUUACAGAGAAAAUGGCGUCAUCUUCAUUAGCUGUUCACUUCCAAAUCCCUUCUCAGAAAUCUUCUUUAACGUUGAAGCCUUCUAGCCGGCGUUUCAAGAUUUGCCCUGUUUCUGCCACCGUGUCGGAUACUCCGCCGUCGGUUUCCUUGUCCCCGGUCCCGGAGAAACUCCCAAAAAGGAAAAUACCCGGCGACUAUGGGCUGCCGUUGAUCGGGCCGUGGAAAGAUCGGCUGGACUAUUUCUACAAUCAAGGAAGAGAGGAGUUUUUCCGGUCUCGGGUUCAGAAAUACGGGUCGACGGUUUUCAGGACGAACAUGCCACCCGGCCCGUUCAUUUCCUUCAGCCCUAACGUCGUGGUUUUGCUCGACGGCAAGAGUUUUCCGACGCUGUUUGAUCUGGGAAAGGUCGAGAAACGGGAUCUCUUCACCGGAACUUUCAUGCCCUCCACGGAACUCACCGGCGGGUACCGGAUCCUCUCGUAUCUGGACCCGUCGGAGCCGAAGCACGCGCAACUGAAGCAGCUGAUGUUCUUUCUCCUCUCCUCCCGGCGCGGCCACGUCAUACCGGAGUUCCACCGGAGCUUCACGGAGAUGUUUGAGGGUUUGGAGAAGGAGGUAGCUAGCAAGGGUAAAGUCGGCUUGAAUGCCGCUAACGAUCAGGCGGCUUUCAAUUUCUUGGCCCGAUCGUGGUUCGGAGUUGAUCCGGCGGGGACGAAGAUCGGAAACGACGGCCCUAAUCUCGUCGGGAAAUGGGUAGUGUUUAAUCUCCAUCCUUUAUUAGUUCUCGGGCUCCCUAAGGGUUUAGAGGAAGCUCUCCUCCAUACUUUCCGGUUGCCGGCGGCGCUGGUGAAGAAAGAUUACCAGAGGCUCUAUGAGUUCUUCUACGCCAACUCAACGGAGAUUCUCGACGAGGCCGAGAAUCUCGGGCUGUCACGUGAGGAGGCCUGUCAUAACCUCCUCUUCGCCACGUGCUUCAACUCGUUCGGAGGUAUGAAGAUUUUCUUCCCCAACAUGAUCAAGUGGAUCGGCCGCGGCGGCGCGAAGCUGCACGCGCAGCUGGCGCGGGAGAUCCGGUCGGUCGUGAAAUCCAACGGCGGGAAAGUCACGAUGGCCGGGAUGGAACAGAUGCCGUUGAUGAAGUCGGUGGUGUACGAGGCCCUCCGGAUCGAACCGCCGGUCCCGGCCCAAUACGGCCGGGCCAAACGCGACUUCGUCGUCGAGUCACACGACGCCGUAUUUGAAGUCAAGGAAGGGGAGAUGCUAUUCGGGUUCCAACCGUUCGCCACAAAAGACCCGAAGAUCUUCGACCGGGCCGAGGAGUUCGUGCCGGACCGGUUCACCGGCGAGAACGCAAACGAACUCUUGAGCCACGUGUUAUGGUCUAACGGCCCGGAAACGGAGAGCCCCACCGUGAACAACAAACAGUGCGCCGGCAAGGAUUUCGUCGUCUUGGUUUCACGGCUGAUGGUCGUCGAACUUUUCCUCCGGUACGAUUCUUUCGACAUCGAGGUGGGAACGUCGCCGUUAGGUGCUUCCGUCACCGUAACGUCACUGAAGAGAGCCAGUUUCUGACGUGGUAUAUUUGCCUACAGUUUUAUUAUCCUUGUUGUAAUAUGUUGGGAUUAAUUUUUUUUUUUAAUGAAAUCAUAAUUUUUAUUUCUUUUAUA